GGAGAAACACUUGCCAAUUAUUAAGAAUUUAUUAUUUAGAAGCUUUUUAACAUUAGAUUAUAAGAAAUAUUUUAUAUUUAGAAAUGCUAAAAAAAACUGCAGAGCUGGGAAUACAAAUGAGUUGCAGAAUAUAGGCAUUUGUCCAAUGCUACAUAGGAAUUAAGCUUGGUUCUAACUCUGAUCAGACAGACACAUAGAAAAGGACAAGGGAGUUAAAAUAGGUUGAGAAUUGAAUUAAAUCCACCAUAGAGGUUUACCUGACAGAUCAAGAUGAACCAAGAGCCUCUGGGUUAUUCUUCUGCUAAUUAUCCAUUCAACUUUGAGUAUCCUCUGUCCACAACAAGCAAGGCCACGAACUUAACUGAAAUAAUUCCAGCAAAGAAAAUAACCUUCUACAAAAGUGGUGACCCUCAGCUCACUGGAGUGAAGAUGACUGUAAACAAACGGACCUUCAAGACCUUUGAUGCACUCUUAGAUGAUCUCACCCAGAAGAUUUCACUUCCAUUUGCUGUACGAACAGUGACUACCCCUCAUGGUAUUCACAACAUCAACAGCUUAGAGCAGUUGGAAGACGGAGGGUCAUAUAUCUGUUCUCAUAAAAAAUAUGUCAAACCAAUCAAUAUGGACUUAACUGGCAGAAAGCCAGCUACAUGGCAGGGCGUUAACCCACGGAGUACCCGUCGACAUACUAGAAAGGGAGGAAAGCAGGAAUAUGGUGAUGUACACCACACUCAAACGGGCCAUAAAAAUAUAAUUCUUAUUAAAAAUGGGAAUGUUGACAUUUAUUACUCAAUUGUUCUUCACAAGAAAAAUACUCACAAUUUCAGAAGCUUUCUUGAUGAAAUCUCUGAGCUCAUGCAGUACAAUGUAAAGAAACUUUAUACAAUGGAUGGAAAAAAUGUUGACACUCUGCAAGCUCUUUUUCAUUGCCCUGGUGUUCUGAUAUGUGUUGGUCAUGAAGCACUCGAACCAAUUGUGAAUGAAAAAUUCAGAAGACUUUCUGAAAAGCAGCCUGACUUGUCAAGGCAAUCUCACGUUGAUAACCAAUCCAUUGAUUUGAAGACAAAUGUUAAUUUUGGAUUAGAAGCCAAGAAAAGUGUAAUACAUCCCAGAUCACCUUCCAGAUCAUCCAGACUUUCAUUAUCACCAGAUAAAUCCUAUACUAAUGGCUUGAACAUGUCAUCAAGUAACAAUGGUUAUGCUUCAGUUGUAAACUCGCUCCCACGCAAAAAAAGAGAAAUUACUGAUUCCAUGAUAGAUGAUAACAUUGAGAAGAAAGUGCAUGUGAACAAAGAUGGAAGUCUUUCAGUAGAAAUGAAGGUUCGUUUUCGUUUGCUCAAUCGUGAGACACUUCAGUGGUCAACACAGAUCAGGAGGUCCAGUUUAAAAGGGAAAAGCAGUAAUGAACUUUUAUGUGCCACCGAACAGGUUGAGGAAGUAAAUGCUGACAAUGGCAGUGAAUCAUUUCAUCCAAGCAAUUCUGAUGAUAUUUAUGCUUCAAAGCUCAAUGGAGCUGAAUCUGAAGAAAACCAUUGUGAGAACUGUUGCAAACAUGAUCAGGGGUAUGAUAUUUGGAAAAAUCCAUUGUAUGAUGGUCAAAUUAUAGAUGAAAACUCGAUAAAAAGCACUGCCACUCAUUCUUCUUUCUCAAGUUCAUCACCUUACCAUAAAGUUAUCUACCAGAGGAAAUCCACUGAGAGCAUACAGACAACAUCUAGUGAAGAAUAUUCAAAACAUUUUGUACACCAGCAGGCCAAAAACAAAUCAAAGACUGUUCAAAAUGGAAGCAGAGGAGUAGAAUAUCGUUCUGUCAGUCACUGCAGUAGCCAAACUGGUAGCUGCACAUUUGAUUCUAAAACUGCAAGAUAUUGCAAAAGUACAGCAUCUAUUUCCAGAAAUCAUAGUGGCAGUAGCAACCAUCGUUUAUCAUGUUUUUCUACAGGUAUUAGUUACCAAAACUUGCAUGAUGGACCAAUUUCUUGUGUUUCACCAAACAAUUCCACAGUUUGUUUGAAAAGGAAGGUUGUGGUCAAAAACAUAAAUUUAGCAGAAAAUGUUGAUCCAGCAACAUCAUGCACCAACUCAGAGGAAGCUUCAAUUGAUUUAAAAGAAGUUGAUUGUACUGCAGCAGAUGAUGAGCAUGAAAAUAAUGCCUCUGAAGCAUUUCAUUGCUUGAAAUGCAACAAACAAAUCGAAGGCCAGGGUAGUUCAGAAGGAAGAGAUCAGAAUGUACCUUCAAAUUGUUCCAAAGAUUCAGCUGAUGACUGUAAAGAAUCAACUGCAUUGAACCAUUUAUGUUCAAGCAAUGCAUUGCACUGUUCCCAUCAAUUCAAUGGGAAAAAAAAUGCCAUUACGAAUGCUGGAUGUGCUGAUGGAAUCAAAGUGGUAUCGAAUGACUCCCUCCAUGAUGAUAAAAGUAUAAAUAGAGAAACAUAUGAAAACAGUAUAUCAGAUAGUGAUAUUUCAUUAUGUUCAGGAAAAUCCGAAACUGACUUGAAUAUAUCAGAAAGACAAUCUUUUCCUGAAAUCCAGGGUACUAGUCAUGAGAUACAUUUCCAAAAUAAUGACACGCAUGGAAGAUCAGUAAGAAACACAAUUCACUCACCUUCCAAAAGAAGCAAUGAGUAUACAAAAAAUAUGAAUACAGAAGAAGGCCACUCACAUCCUGUUCUCUCCUGGUCAUCAACAUCUUCAGCAGGACACAAGAAGCCACCAACACUCGCUUCAGGUAAAGACAGCAAUGCAUCAUCUUCAGGAAACUUGAGUGAAAUGAAUAAAGUGAAACCAAGAUUUCAGUCAACUGCUUCCAUUCAUUCCAAACAGUCGUCACUGAGCGGCCAUGCAGAAGUUAUUCUGACAAACUCUAUUAACAAAAAUAAAAUAUCAUCCGACUCUGAUUCGUUAAAUCCUUGCAGCUCUAGCAAUACCAGUAGAAGUAAAAGGGCCAAGUCAGAAAUUGAGUACAGGCCUUCUACAUCUGUCUCUGAUAAUUCAGAUCCAAAUUUAGAACCUGGUGAAGGAAACACAAGCAAUGAGGAUAAAAUGCCAAAUUUAAAAACAUUAGGUUUUUCAGAAGAUUUGCAAUUGGAAACCAACAUAAAAAUGGAGCCUGAGACAUGUAAAUCAGCUUGCAGCAAUCUAUCUACAGUUUCUAAAGCAUCGAGAGAAAAUACUGCAAAUGAAAAUCAAGAACAAAAUCAUAUUGAAAAUGAAUUUCAUCGAACUGAUAUUUCAAAAUUAUCAAAGGUAACAGAGGUAGAGAAAAUUUUCUCUGUUGAGAAUGUGCCCCUGUCAUUUGCACAACAGCGAACAGUAGGUGGUAUAACUACCAAACAGGUAUUAUUGGAGCCUGCACUCAAGAGUAAAAGCAGUACAACUACUGAUAAAGUUUCAGGUCAAAAAUCACCCACAUCUAGGCUAACAACCUCAACAUCCAAUCCAAGUGAAAAAAGCACCACUAAUAAACCUCACAAAGUAAAUGUCAACAAAAGUGACAGUGACAGAAAGAGUGAAGAAGUGGAUAGUAAUGGAAAAUGUAAGGAUAGAAAUAAUAAAAAUAAGAAUAAAAAUAAAAAAUCCACAUGUACUAGUGUAGUCACCUGUGAAAAUCAUGAUCUUGUACCUAGUGUACUCCCAAAUGCAUCAUUUGAAGAUAUUGUUCAUGAAUGGCUGAAAAAAAUUCCAUCUGAAAACAUGCUUGUGAAAUAUGACAACACAGAGGAAUUCCAAGACAAGUGUGAAAAAUCUGCAACAGAAGUGAUGCUAGAAGAACAAAAAAGCAACACAGAAGCUAUAACAACAUUAGAACUGAAACCAUUUGGAAUUGAAUCUACUGUAAGUGAUCAGAAAUCAAAAGAGAAAAAUGAUUUGACGAUAGUAAGGUUGGAAAAUAGUGGAAGACUAACAGCAGAAGGUAAAAGUUCUGGCCAAGAGAUGGUCAAAGAGCUGGAUGUUUUACAGGCGAAGCCAAUUAAUUUUUCCUGUUCUGUACCAGCCACAACCAAUCAGCUGCAUGAGAGCAUUUUGCCACACAACAUGCAUUCCCCUGUUGAGGCCAUAAAAGUCCUUCUUUCUUCUAGACAGAGAAUAAUGUUGGAGCGAUCAAGCAGUCUGCCAAGUUUAAACCUUACAUUUGAAAGAAAUCUAAGCCAUUCAGCUAAGUCCCUGUUGACAUGCCUUGCCAGUUUUCAAUUUUUUAACAAACAGUCUUCAGAUCAUAAAAACAAAUUAAAUGAUACGAAUAGUGCUGCACAGAAAGAGAUUGUAAGUGACCUAAAGUCACUCCAGUUUACUGAUAUCAUGAAAGAAGGUGAGGGAAAGGAAUCACAAACUGCUGAAAAACAUUCUAAAACAUUUAAAGGCCACAAUUCAGCAGAUGAUAAUGUCACCCCACUGUCUUCCUCAGGAGUGGAUAUCAAUAGUGGAUCUGGAGGAUCAGGAGAUGGUAGCAUGGGUGGAGCAACUGCUGUCUCUCAAACAGUAGAGAAAAAGAAAUGUGACUUGUAUUUAAAUGCCCAUUCUAACAAUGAAGGCAAUGUAUCAGAACAAAAUCAAUUUUCUUUAAUGAAAAGCUCAGUUGAUGAAAUUUCUGAGAUACAAAAUAAACAGAAUGAUGAAACUGAAGAAUACUCAAUAUCAUUUGCUGAUUCAACAAAGGUUAAUACUUCCUGUAAAGAACCAAAGUUAAGAAAAUCCAGGAAUACAAAUAGCAAAUUAGAGGAUAAUAAUAACAUUGAGGAAAGAUCCCUUUCAAGAAACUCAAGAAUAUCACAGUCAGAUGUUACACCAUCCAGUCCAGUCACUCCAGACAUAGCUUAUCGUGUUCAGUGGAACAGCGGGGAACAAAGUGAUAAUGGUGAGGACUUGAAUGAAAAUAUACACAUCAACAGUAGGCAAAGCCCAGAGGACACAAAUCAAGACUUCAAGAAGCAAUCUGCUUCAGACAUAGAGAGAAUGAAACCAUCUGCUGGAGCCAGCUGUGACUUGGAAAAAAAUGUUCAUCUGACGAUGGCACAAGACCAUAAUGAGACAUUGCAUGAAGAUUAUUCUGAGAAAGGGCAACAUGUAUAUAAAAAAGAAAUAGAAAAAUGUGAGGAUGCCGGAGUAAUAAAAUCAUCACAGCAAAUAAUAGACCACCAUUGUGGAGCACAAGCUGCUAUAGCAGACCAAGAACAUGAACCAACACAAAGGAAAUCAUUUAAUCCUGAUCCAGCCUGGUUACUGAAACUGCUGAAAAAAAUAGAAAAGCAGUUCAUUACAGAUUAUAUACAUGCAAUGAAUGAAUUUAAAAUUAAGUGGAAUUUAGAAGCUGAUGAUAGAUUAGAUCUGAUGAUUGAAGAGCUAAGAGAAGAUGUUAGUAGGAGAGUCCGAGGAAGCGUUGAAAGAGAACUAAGAAAGGUCCAAUGUAUAGCCAGAAGAAUCAAGCCAUCACCUCCAAAAGAACCACGUAGAUGUGAGUCAUCUGAACAAACAGAACAACGAUGUAAACGGCUAAAGGCUAUGCAUAAAAUGCAAAUAUUUUCUCCGCAGCCUAAGAAACCAGAGCAUCAAUGUAGCACAAAAGAUACUUCUCUAAUAAGUGAUGAGGUGUUGACUUUUGAAGAAAUGUUAGGUGAUAAUACUGAUGCAGAUGAGCAAUUUAGCCUUGAUAAGUUCUGUCCUUGUGAUUUGUGCACAGAGAAAAAUAAGGCUCCAAAAUAUGCAACAAAUUCAAUGCAUACAAAUAUCCCUAUUUUUAAAGACUUUGACCUGAGAGAGAUCCUUAGGAUAAAGAUGAAUAAACCUAAUAAUCAACUAAAGGAACAGGUCACUGACAUAGAUUGGUCUGGGCAAUUAUUGGAUUUGGAACUUAAUAAUCAUGAUUGUGCUGCGAGUGAAUCCAUCAAACAUGUUCAAAACAGAAUAGAACAUGCAAUUCAACAUGUUGAACCAAUGAACAUGAGUCAAGAAAAUGUAGUUUUGAAUAAUGAAUAUCAAAAUCACAAAUUAGAUAGAACUUUGGAACAGGUUAAGGAGAAGAUGCCAAGUAGUAAUCAUGUGGUUGGUUUGAAAUUGAAGGAAACUGAUCAGAGGAGCAAGCAAGUAGAUAAAUGCACAGGUGAUAUUGAAUGUAAAAGUGAAGGAGGUGGAGACUCAUUAAAUACAACAUCAGAAGGUGCCCUGGAACCGAAUGAAGAUGAAGUAAGUGAUGUCUAUAAAGAUGAAAAUGAACACAAAAACAACAAAGAAGAGUCUGAAUUUAUUGUGUGUGAAACUGAUUACACAGAACACAAUAAGGAAAUGGCUAGUACUGCAAGUAUGCAAUGUGGGAAACAGGAUGUAAAAGAUAAUGAAUCAGGCAACAAUACAGAUCCUGAGAUGAAAACUAACAAAUUAGAAGAACCACAUUCUAUUGACAGUCAACAAGAGUACAAGAUUUUAGAAACUGAUGUAAGAGACGCUAUGGAGAAUAACAGUCAAGUGCUACACAGAACUAAACAUGUGGAUAAUGAUCUCUCAGAACUUUCUGAUGAGUUUGUAAAAUCUAAUGUUAUUAAAAAUCCAAAUGAAGGUGGGUUAGAUGUCAUGAAUUCAAAAGAAUCUCUGGAACAGAGUGAUUCAUUAGUUGUUAUUGGUUGCCCACAGCAUUCUGGCAGUGGAGUAACAGAAGAUUCUGCGAAGGAGGACAAUGUUAGUGGUAACAUUCUGGCUUACACUAAAGAAGCUACAAGUAGCAGCUCAAACAGUCGAGGAAACAAAUCCUCUCAUCAAAUGUACCCAGAAAGUUCAUCAGAUGAAGAUACAAAAAGUAAUUACACAAGUUCGGAAAUACCUGGAGAUGAGAAAGAUGCAGGCAACACUUCAGAUCCAGAUGCAGAUCAAAAUGCUUCUCUGAGAAACAGAUCAAAGCCUGGUAACAGCGUGUUCGAUGAGGAUGAUUUAGAUUUUUAAGUAUUCAAAACACCACUGACAGUGAUUAUAAUCAGAAUGCUUUUGUUAUUUAAAGAAAUUAAUUUUAACAACUAAAAUAUUGAUUUUAGCUGUUAGGAGAAUAUCUAUUUGUAUUGUUAGAAAUGUUCAGUAAAUGGAUCAUCAAAUUUUACGUAAUUUAAACAGUGGUUCCAGGCCCUUGAGCUCAAUAUAAGCAUGGAUGGAGACUCCAGUCCUGUUCAACUAUUCAAAGGAAGCAACUAAUGAAAUUGCAAAAAUACUUGAUUACCAUGUUCAAAUUGAACCUGGAAGCCACGUGGACUGAUUGAGCCAAACAGAGUUUCUGUUGUUCCGAAGAUGGGUCACUGGACCAGAAAUGUUAACUGUUUUUUUUAAGGUUUUGUUUUCUUUCUGCAGAUGCGGAUGGACAUGUUGAGCUUCUCCAGCAAUUUCCUUUUGUGUUCUAUGCUGUGUAUCCCAUUUAAUUGUAUGCAAUUAAUGAAUUAGGUGGUAGCAUUUCCAAACAUAUUGGGCUGAAUUUCCCCAGGACUUUGGAGGUUGGAGUACAAGAAAAUAAUGAAAAUAAAAGCGUUAGGGCAGUUUACCAAUGCGGUCCUGGCCUGGCCAAUUUUCCUAGAAUAAAAUGAGUCUAUGCCGGCAUUAAUUUACUUAUUGGAAUUGGGCAUCACUGGCUGACCAGCAUUUAAGAUUAGAUUCCCUACAGUAUGGAAAUAGGCUCUUCGGCCCAACAAGUCCACACCUUCCCUUGCAACAUCCCACCCAUACCCAUUCCCCCUAUAACCCACACACCGCUGAACACUACAAGCAAUUUAGCAUGGCCGAUCCACCUAUCCUGCACAUCUUUAGACUGUGGGAGGAAACCGGAGCACCUGGAGGAAACCCACACAGACACGGGGAGAAUGUGCAAAUUCCACACAGACAGUCGCCCGAGGCUGGAAUCGAACCCAGGUGCCUGGCGCUGUGAGGCUGCAGUGCUAACCACUGAGCCACUGUGCUGCCCCUAUAACAUUGUCCUUGAGAAGGUGGUGGUGAGUUGCCUUCUUGAACAGCUGCAGUCCCCCUGCUAUGUGUUGAUACACAAUGCCAUUAGGGAGGGAAUUCCAGGAUAUUGACCCAGCAACAUUUAAAAGAAUGAUGAUACAUUUCCAAGUCAGAUGGUACAUGGCUUGGAGGGGAACUUAAGUGUGGUGGUGUUCUCAUGUAUCUGCAACUCACUCACAAGAAUAAAAAGUUGGAGACUUGCUGUCUUGAAUCAAAAGUCAGCUGUGCAGUACCCACACGAAAUAGCUGACCUCAUCUAUAACAGGCUAUAAUAAGUUACUGUAUUUUUUUUGGAGUUGAAGCAAAAUGUUUGGAAUUUAACACCCCCCCCCCCCCCCGCCUCAAGCAGCAAUCGCAAUAAUCAUGACUGCAGUGAUUCAGU
Stegostoma tigrinum is the source of this 8353-nucleotide messenger RNA. It is a transcript of the gene rp1l1a, whose product is annotated as rp1 like 1a. Gene Ontology annotation, cellular component: axoneme. The transcript is spliced from 4 exons. Lineage: Eukaryota; Metazoa; Chordata; Chondrichthyes; Orectolobiformes; Stegostomatidae. The record is from RefSeq and is a predicted model, not a curated record. The coding region runs from base 271 to 6930 and encodes 2219 amino acids. Gene Ontology annotation, biological process: photoreceptor cell development; intracellular signal transduction; retina development in camera-type eye.